Neogale vison (American mink) is the source of this 2979-nucleotide messenger RNA. RefSeq names its product cytoskeleton associated protein 4 (gene CKAP4). The record is from RefSeq and is a predicted model, not a curated record. Gene Ontology annotation, cellular component: rough endoplasmic reticulum. NCBI's taxonomy places the organism in Eukaryota, Metazoa, Chordata, Mammalia, Carnivora, Mustelidae. The coding region runs from base 39 to 1817 and encodes 592 amino acids. The transcript has 2 exons.
CCUCGCAAUCCGCGGCCUCACCCGCCGCCGCGCCCGCCAUGCCCUCGGCCAAACAAAGGGGCUCUAAGGGCGGCCACGGCGCCGCGAGCCCCUCGGAGAAGGGCGCCCACCCGUCGGGCGGCGCGGAUGACGUGGCGAAGAAGCCGCCGCCGGCGCCGCAGCAGCCGCCGCCGCCCGCGCCGCACCCGCAGCAGCACCCGCCGCAGCACCCGCCGCAGCAUCCGCAGAACCAGGCGCACGGCAAGGGCGGCCACCGCGGCGGCAAGUCCUCCUCCGCCGCCGCCGCUGCCGCCUCGUCCUCGGCGUCCUGCUCGCGCAGGCUCGGCCGGGCGCUCAACUUUCUCUUCUACCUCGCCCUGGUGGCGGCGGCCGCCUUCUCGGGCUGGUGUGUCCACCACGUCCUGGAGGAGGUCCAGCAGGUCCGGCGCGGCCACCAGGACUUCUCCCGGCAGAGGGAGGAGCUGGGCCAGGGCUUGCAGGGCGUCGAGCAGAAGGUGCAGUCUCUUCAAGCCACAUUUGGGACUUUUGAGUCCAUCUUGAGAAGCUCCCAGCAUAAACAAGACCUCACGGAGAAAGCUGUGAAGCAGGGGGAGAGCGAGAUCAACCGGAUCAGUGAAGUUCUGCAGAAGCUCCAGAACGAGAUUCUCAAAGACCUCUCUGACGGCAUCCACGUGGUGAAGGAUGCCCGGGAACGGGACUUCACAUCUCUGGAGAACACGGUGGAGGAAAGGCUGACGGAACUCACCAAGUCCAUCAACGACAACAUCGCCAUCUUCACCGAGGUCCAGAAGAGGAGCCAGAAGGAAAUCAACGACGUGAAGGCGAAGGUUGCCUCUCUGGAAGACUCUGAGGGGUACAAGCAGGAUUUGAAAGCCUUGAAGGAAGCUGUGAAGGAAACACAGGUCUCUGUGAAGUCCAGAGAAAAAGACAUCGAGGCCCUGAGAAGCACCCUCCAGACCUUGGAGUCUGACGUCUACACGGAGGUCAAGGAGCUGGUGAGCCUCAAGCAGGAGCAGCAGAAGUUCAAGGAGGCGGCCAAUUCGGAGCACCUCACCUUGCAGGCCCUCACAGAGAAGCUUCUCCAGUCCGAGGAGGUGACCUCCCGCCUUCCUGAGGAGAUCAGGAGACUCAAGGAGGAGCUGCGCCACCUGGAAACAGAGGCCCUCAGGCCGGAAGAAGAUGGGGUUUACAAGCACGCUGGCUCCUUAGCCGCGCUCCAGGAGAAGAGUCAGGGAUUGGACUCCAGGCUCCAGACCGUGGAAGAUGGCGUGGAUGCCGUGCAGACGGCCUCUGCGCGCCACAGCGAGAACCUGGAGGCCCUGCUGGCCAAGAGCGAGGAGCACGAGCAGCGCCUGGCCGCCCUGCAGGAGCGCGUGGCCGGCCUGGGCCCUUCGGAGGCCGACGCGGGGGGCCUGGCCAGCACGGUGAGGAGCCUGGGCGAGGCCCAGCUCUCGCUCUACAGCGACGUGGAGGAGCUGAAGAGAAGCGUGGGCGAGCUCCCCAGCACCGUGGAGGCUCUCCAGAAGGUGCAGGAGCAAGUCCAUACGCUGCUGGGCCAGGACCCGGCCCGGGCGGCCCCCUUGCCUCAGGACUUCCUGGACAGACUCUCUUCUCUAGACAACCUCAAAGCCUCAGUCAGCCAAGUGGAGUCGGACUUGAGGAUGCUCAGGACUGCCGUGGACAGUUUGGUCGCGUACUCAGUGAAAAUAGAAACCAACGAGAACAAUCUGGAAUCCGCCAAGGGCUUGUUAGAUGACCUGAGAAAUGACCUGGAUAGGUUGUUCCUGAAAGUGGAGAAGAUUCAUGAAAAAGUCUGAGGGAACGCGCGUGCAGGGUGCAGAGUUGAUCCAGUUUCUCAUGACCAAAAAAUGGGUUGUUUUCUCCUGUGCACUCUACGCCCCCCCCCACCCCGUUCUUGUUCUCUCUUAAAAAGCAGUGCCCUUCCCCGCCCCCAAGGCCCGAACACCAAGGCAUUUUAUAUUUUUGUGCCCAGUUAACUUAUUUACGAUUAUUACCACACACCAUUGGUUUCUCAAGUUCUCUGCUUCUGCUUUUGGUUGGUUUCCUCAAGGCCCGGCCCCUGCUAGUCAGAGGGGCCUUCUGGGAGGGAUGGCUCUAGUGUCCGAGAAGAAUGGCUUCAACUGGGGAUUAGCAGAAGCAGAUUACGUGGGACCUCACAAAACCUUGCCUGCCUGGCAGAUUUCAAGUAAAAAAAGUCGGGGGAGGAGGCACUUUUCUUUCUCAUUCUCUUUAAGGACAAUUAAUUUUACUUUUUUUUUUUUUUUUUAAUACUUCUGGCCGAAGUUUAAAUGAGCUGCCGCUCACUUCUUGUCUUCCACUUAAACUGGUUAAAAUUUACAAGUGUCAGCUCCGAUUUGGGAGGGGGACAAGCCCCUUGGUUUUUAGUUGAUAAGAACCAGCUGCUUGACUUGAUGGCCACCUCCCGUGGUAUGGGGAGCUGUGGGGUCCCGUUUCCAUUCCUGAAUCAUCUUGUGAUCUCCAAGGUAACUAUGCAAAGAAUCCAGAUGGUUCUGAAUGUGAAAGCCACAGCACUUCAGAGUCCCCUGUGGCCAGCCUGCGUCACCUGUCACCUCUCGGUAGAGUCCCCGAAUCCCGGAAAGGGGACUCUUUGGAAUCCUUCAGGAAACGUGUGAUGAGAGCGGUCCACAAAGGCAUGGGCUGUCUCCCUGGAGAAUGGAGGCCAUGUGUUUUUAUUUUCUCAUGAUGUCCAUGAAGAGGUUUGCUGUCCCAGCAGACCCCCAUCUGUCAGUGAGGAAGAAUGUGCAUUUUCUGUAGUUUUUUGCUGUUUCCCUUCGAGCUGUACUGUUCUUUAAUGGCUGUCUUGCCUUUCAAAAAAGAAGAAAAAAAGAAAAAAAAGAAAAUUAAGAGAAAAAAAGGUUUGUUUAGUUUACUGUGAAAUGAACUGUAUGGCUUAUUUACAGUAUUUUUAAUUCUUAAUAAACACGAGCUUUGUUACGA